AUGAGAGGGAAAACAGAUAUUUAAACAAUUGAAUCAAGCAAAGAAAUACAUUUUAGAUAAACUACAAUAACUAAUUUAUUACCAACUGUAGUUAUAGAUCAUCAUGAAGAAUUCCACGACCCUCUUUAGCCUUCUCUCUAAAUGAUUGAAGAAUCCCUAGAUUCGAUGCAAUAAAAAGAAGUACCUAAAUUGUAUCCUUAUUACCUAGGAUAACGGAAUUACUGGAUUUCAAAAUUAUUCUUUUUUCAUUUUACUAAAUAUUCUUUAUAAUUGAAGAAGCAUGUUUUAGAUAAAGGUUUAAAGAUUAAUGAAUAACAUUUACCUUAACUUUCUCCUAUAGAUGAUUUAUAAUCAUCAGUAGAGGCAUCAUUGAAGAAAAUCAAAUAAUAUAACCAAAUUACUACUUGUUAAUUAGUUAAUGUAAUUUUUUUUGGAGAAUUGAAAUGGAUUACUUUUAAAUGUAUAGUCGCUUUUUUAAUUGAAUCUUUGUCAAAAAAUAGCAUCUCAUUUAUAUUAAGCAAUAUUAUAAUAUGUGUAUCAUCAAAUUAAAUAAAGGAAGCUCAUUAAUUUGCGAUUGUUUUGGUGACUUUAAAUUUAUUUUGUGUAUUAAGUAGACAUCAUGCUGCAAAUUAAUCAAUAAUAUUUUCAUCAAAAGCAAGACUGACUUUAAUAAAUUUAGUUUAUAUUAAAUUGAUUGAGUUAAAUUAAUAUUCAUUUAAAUAAGCAAAUAUUGGUAAAAUAUUAAAUAUCUUAUCAGGAGAUAUUAAUACUUUAGAAUAAGUUUUGAGUAUGAUAUUUCCAAGUAGUGUUGUCAUUGUUUCAUUAUCAUUAGCUUGUUAUAUUUUAUGGGAUCGAUUUAAUGGUUUUAUUGGUAUUUUAGUUGUAGCAAUUAUAUUUAUUGCCUAUCCAAUUUAAAUAUUUUUACAAUCUUUUAAUUCUCAAACUCUUAAACUAUAAAAAUAGCAUUAGGAUAAAAGAUUUAAAAUAACAAAUGAAUUAGUUGAGGGAAUUCGAUUGAUUAAAAUGUAUGCUUGGGAGUAAGCGUUUAGAAAAAUGAUCUUAACAGCAAGAGGAGAAGAAUUUAAAUGUCUAUUGAAAGUAGUUCUCAGAUCAGGAAUCGAUAGAUUAUUUACAUUAAUAUCUUAAAUAUGGGCCAGCCUUUUAUUUUUUAUAAUUUUACAUUAUGGAGGUUAUAGAAGUGAAAUAAAGGUUGCUGAAAUGAUUUCAACUUUGUAGCUAUUAUCAUUUCUUAAAUUAAAUUGUGUAUAUAUGGUUUCUUAUGGAAUCUAAUCAUUUAUACAGAUUAAAGUAUCAUUUGAAAGAAUCGCAAACAUUUUGAAUUUGUAAAAUUUUGAGAUGAAAUAAUUAAAUACAAAUAAAAAAUAGAAUCAUGAAAACCAAAAAGAUUAAAAUGUUUCUAGAAUUUAAUUCAGUAACUUUUCAGCCUUUUGGACCCAUUCUGUUUCAAAGGAAGAAAAAGCUGUGUUGAAAAAUUUAAAUUUGUAAAUAAAUAAGGGAGAGAUAUGGGCAUUGAUUGGAAAAGUUGGAUCAGGAAAAUCAACAUUUUUGCAUUCUUUAUUAUCAGAAAUUCCUGCUUAUGAAGGAUAUCUACUUUUUGAUGGUUAAGAUCCAAAAGUAAGUAAUCUAAGUAUUGCUUAUGUUGAAUAAGAACCUUAUAUAUUUCCAGAUACAAUCAGAAGAAAUAUUUUAUUUGGAAGACCAUAUGAUAAGUCUUUGUAUUAGAAAGUGACUUAAGCAACAGAGUUGGAUGUAGAUUUUUCUUUGAUGAAAUUUUCAGACCAAACAGAAAUUGGAGAAAGAGGUAUAACACUUUCAGGUGGACAGAAAGCAAGAAUAUCUCUUGCAAGAGCUCUUUAUUCAUUAGCUGAUAUAUAUUUAUUUGAUGAUCCAUUAUCUGCUGUUGAUGCUCAUGUGGCAGAAAUAUUAUUUUAGAUAGCAAUAAAAUAAUUUAUAUUGAAUGAAUAACCUUAAAUUAAUCCAAAUAAAAAAAUACCUACAGUUAUUAUUGCAACUCAUUAGAUUCAAUAUGCUGUUAAAUGUGAUAAGAUAGCAAUCUUAAAUUAAGGUGAAAUUAUUGCUUAAGGAUCUUAUGAUCAAGUAAAAUAAUCACUUUAUAUGAUUAAUGAAGGAUUAGCAUAAUAAUUGACUAGCCAAUAAAAUGAUAAUAAAAAUUAAGAAGAAAUAAAAUUAUCAACAAGAAGACGAAAUGGUGUUAGAUUAACUUAAAUUCAAAAUCUUACUAUCUAAGAGACUAAUUAAAAGGUUGUUUAACUUUCAACUUAUGUUAGAUAUUUUAAAUAUUGGAAAUGCUAUGAACUUUUUUUAAUAUUAGCAUUAGAAGCAGGAUCUGAAAUAAUAAUCAUUUUCUACUAAAGAGUUAUUUCAUUAUUUCAGCAAUAUUAAAUCUAAAAUGAAAUUAAUUUUGCCUUCACUCUAUUAGGUAUUCUGACAUUAGGUUUAUUGUUUUGUAAUUUCUUAAAGUAUCUUAUUAAUAAUUUGUAAGUUCAAAAAACUACUUAAAAUAUUCAUAAGUAAAUGCUUGAAUCCAUAAUUUUAGCUCCAAUCUCUUACUUUGACAUCAAUCCUUCAGGUAGGAUUAUCAAUCGAUUUUCAAAUGAUUUAUCUUUAUGUGAUGCUUAAACUAACCAAGUUUGUUUAGAUAUUUUAGAAUUGAUUGGAAAUUUUCUAUUUGCUUUAGUAACCUUAGCAAUUCUACAACCAUUCUUUUUAAUCAUGAUUAUUGGCUUAUUGUUAAUUGAUCUCUACUUAUAUAGUUUCUACAAUAAAAUUAUAAGUUAAUUGAAAGAAAAUGAAUUAAUAUAAAGAAGCCCUUUAUUUGAUUUCAUUAAAAAAACUUUAGGUGGGGCAAUUUAAGUUAGAGUUUAUGAUUAACGAAAUUAGUUUACUAAAUUAUUUUUUGAUCUUUCAAAUAAAUGCAAUCUAAAUUCAUUAACUUAUUAUUAUCAAACUAGAUGUUUUGGAUUUAAUAUAGAUAUGAUAGGUUUUUUGGCAUAAACAGUUGGGCUCUUUAUAUUUUUGAAUUUGAAUAAUGAUGAUAUUUCUAUAUUCUCUUAAGGAUUAUUAUUAUUAGCGACAUAUAAUGAUGGAUUAUAAUUAGGCUUAAGGUAGAUAAUUAAUUUUGCUACACAAAUGAAUUCAUACAAUAGAAUGUUUGAAAUUAUUGAUAUCUCUCCUGAAGCACCUCAUUUUAAAUAAGAUGAUGAAAACUUUCAUAAAUUCCCUUAAAAUGGUGAUAUUGUUUUUUCAAAUGUGUAUAUGAGAUAUAGAGCGAAUUCAGAUUUAAUUCUAAAAGGCAUUUCAUUUAAAAUAAAAAGUGGAUAGAAAAUUGGCUGUGUCGGUAGAACAGGUGCAGGAAAAAGUUCAAUCUUAUAAGCACUAUUUAGAAUUUCAGAAAUUGAAGAUGAUGAAGAUUCUUCAAUUUCAAUUUCCGGUGUUGAUAUUAGGAUCUUAGGAUUACAAAAAUUAAGAAGUAAUAUUGGGAUUAUUCCAUAAUGUCCUUUCUUAUUCACAGGCACCAUAAAAAGUAACCUAGAUCCUUUUGAAGAAACCAAUGAAGAAAAUAUUUGGAAAGCAUUACAAGUUACUGGUCUUAUUGAACAUAUUAAAUAAUUUCCAAAUGGAAUUUUAACUGAUAUUUCAGAUGUUAAUUCUGUUUUUUCAGUUGGAUAAAAAUAAUUAAUCUGUUUGACACGUGUUCUUUUAUCCAAAAAGAAGAUUGUUGUUUUGGAUGAAGCAACUGCAAAUCUGGAUUUAAAAACUGAUGAUUUUAUACAAGAAACAUUAAAAAAAUAACUUAAAGAUUGCACAAUAAUUACAAUAGCUCAUAGAUUAAAUACUAUUGCAGAUUAUGAUAAAGUUAUGGUCAUUCAUGAUGGAAUUGUAAUCGAAUAUGAUAAACCAUACAAACUUUUAGCAAAAUCAUCUAAUUCAACUUAUAUCGAUAAAGAUUCAGAAUUUUCAAGGCUUGUUAAGAAUACUGGUAAAUAGAAUGGCUAAGCUAUUUUUGACAUGGCUAAAAAAUAAUGA
Messenger RNA from Paramecium sonneborni, 4068 nucleotides. NCBI's taxonomy places the organism in Eukaryota, Ciliophora, Oligohymenophorea, Peniculida, Parameciidae. The record is from the annotation of a GenBank genome assembly.